AUGGCUCAUGUUUUUAUUUUAGCAGAGUCCUGCCUGCUCCUGCUGCUGGUCAUGUCAAAUCUGCUUCUGUGCCAAGGCAAAGUAUGCCCCUCCUGCGGUCCUGACGUGUUUGGCGUCCCCCUGAAGUUCCUUGGAAAGACAUUUAGCCAUGUCUCCAGGCUGUCCUAUGACAUGCAUAACCUUUCCACAAUAAUGUUCAAUGAAUUUGAUGAAAAGUAUUCCCAGAGUAUACCAGAGUAUAUCAAUGCCACCAACGACUGCCACACCAAUUCAAUCCAUGCUCCAGAAGAAAGAGAAAAAGCCCAACAGAUGAAUAAUGAAGACCUUACUAAGUGGAUACUCAUCUUACAGUUUCUCUGGAAUGGUCCUCUGUAUGAUCUAGUCCAUGGCCUGCGGAUUGAGAAAGACUUCUCAGAUACUAUCCUAUCAAGUGCCAGAGAGAAUUUAAAAACAUUUUUCAAACUUCAAACAAUCUUAAAGAGGCGAUUCAGCCAGGUUGUUGAUCCAGUCAGAUCGAAGUUGAUUGAGAAUCCCAUUUUCUGGUCAGGAUACGGAUCCCUGGUCGCCAGUGAUGAAGAUGCACGUCAUUCUGCAUUUUAUACACUGUUGAAGUGCCUGAGCAGGGAUUCCCAUAAAGUUGACAUGUACAGCAAGAUCCUGGCAUGCCGAAUCAGCGACGAGUGCUAA
Rangifer tarandus platyrhynchus (Svalbard reindeer) is the source of this 687-nucleotide messenger RNA. The record is from the annotation of a GenBank genome assembly. NCBI's taxonomy places the organism in Eukaryota, Metazoa, Chordata, Mammalia, Artiodactyla, Cervidae.